This is a messenger RNA of Procambarus clarkii (red swamp crayfish), 897 nucleotides long. RefSeq lists its product as uncharacterized. NCBI's taxonomy places the organism in Eukaryota, Metazoa, Arthropoda, Malacostraca, Decapoda, Cambaridae. The record is from RefSeq and is a predicted model, not a curated record.
AUACGCAAGACAGUCACCUCAGCUCCUCACAGACAAGUCCUCAUCAAAUAGGUGUGAGUUCCAGUGGAUAGUCAUCGUUGUGACACAGCUUCGCCAUGUUCAGAUUCAGCAGCUUCAUCGUCACUCUUCUGGUGGCCUCAGUGUUGCCGCACUGCUCUUAUGGCAUCCUGGAGGAGGAGCUGACGGCGGCGCUGCAGGCGGCUCUGGCACCCCACGACCCUAUCGUCUUCCCUCGCAUCAACGACCUCCAUGUUGUCACCGACCAUGCUGACCUGGUGUUCAACGCUAACGACACCGUCCACGGCGGGUUCUCCAACAUUGUGGUCACCUUCUUCCAGCCGCCAGUCCCGCUCGUCUCUAAACAGACGAAGGUGGACGCCGUGGUCAACGUCACCUUCCGCACAGAGGACUACUCCCUCGCUGGCACCUUUAAUGGCGAGGAAAUGUACAGCUCAGGCACAGCAGAUUUGGAGUUCAUCCUGUUCGGUCUCAACGUUGACUUCUUGACCGAAGAAAUCACCCUAGACCCCCUGGGAGGCUGUAUCGAAGAGGGCUCCCUCGUCAUGGACUUCACCAUUGGCUCCAUGAUAGCGGACUUCGAGGGAGCAGAGGAGAUAAGCGCUCACAUCGAAGAAGAAGCUCAAGCACUUAUUGAGAUUGCCCAAAAUAUUUUCAACGAGAACUCCUUAGCGCUUGAGGAGUUCCUCAACUCUCUGGCGUGUGUGGCAGCGGCCUUCAGAGCGCCCUGACUCUCACAGCCAUCAACGUGAUACCUACGUUGUGAGCGUCGCCUCAGAGCUGUCUUCCUGGCACGGACUGUCUUCUGAAGCAAAGUCAACUACAUCCCAAGGCUUCUGGAUACCUUUUACAAUGUUUAAAAUAAACUGAAAUAUAUUA